AUGGCGUCCCAAGCACAACCCUCAUCACCUCUUAGGAGACCAACUCAAAUAUUUCAGACUCGACUACCCGCUGUGGACCAAGGUCGCCUUGCAGGCGUCCUGGAGAGACAAAGGAAACAGCAUUCUAGGUAUUUCGGCAUCGGGAGGCCUGCUAACGAAACAAUACUUUAUGGCCCUGUCAAUGCCAUUGUGAAUGCUGUAUUCCCGGAAAAUAGUUUAUACAGGCCUAUGCAACAGUAUACACUAGAAGAUGGGAAGCGGGAUCAACGCGAACUGCUGCGACCUGACAUUACCGUAGUAACUGAUGCAGGACUUUUCGAUCAAGACUCGGAUUCCCUCACCUGUUUGGUGAUAGAGGUGAAGAAUAAGCCACUUUCGGCUAAAGAUAGGAAGGAGGAUACAAAGAAAGCGGUAGAUCAACUCUAUCGGUACAUGAUCGAUGCCUAUCAGAAGAGAAAUUGCCCAAGUAUCCUAUACGGCAUUGCCAUCGUAGGCUUUCGAAUGUACCUGUACCAGAUGAUGGACAUUGGUGCACCGAUGGUUCAUGUCGACUUGGGAUUUGCCCCAAAUUUCCUAGACGACAUGCAUCGGAAGUCACUUACGUGGCCGCGCGCAACUCGCUCUCUCAACAGCAGUGUGGGUGUGGCCCAACAAGAUGCUGACAUGGAGAGACCCCAAGAUACGAUGGGUGGUCUCUUUGAAGACGUCGUGGCACUGAGAUUCCCUCCAAUGCCCGAACCCAAAGACCCCAAUGUAUUCGGUGCUGCAUCUUACCUACCAGGUCUUAGCCCUGCAAACACCGAUUCUACUGGGCCCCGUGAAAUUGAGAGCCCAAUACAACUUCGUUCAGCUGAUCGGGUUGGGGAAACUCUCUCAUACAUCCCGUUCUUCGAUUCCCCUGCCUCAAGCAACUUGAGCAGCGAUCAUCGAGUUGGCAGGACACCACAUCUCCCUGGCAGUGCCCAACAGAUGUCCACCCCCCAGCCAGGUCAAACAUGGCCUUUUCACGGGAUUCAAUCCAAGCCUGCCACUCACUCAGGUGGAAUGCCACUCACUCCGGGAGCACCCUCAGACCCACCGUUGCAACCUGUCGAAACACCAUUCUCUCCGAAUCUUCUCAUGCUUCCAUUGGAAUCCCCUGAAUCACCACUCCAUCGCUUCUCAACACAAAGGAAGCAGCUGCAAAUAACUAAUAUUAGCACAAUCAGCACCCUCGUGAGAGAACAGGAUCAGUCCUCUGGUACUGCAAGUCAAGGUGAACCUGAAGAGGGUCAAGCUCCUCGAGGUGGCACUAGUUGGAACCCAAGCUAUGCUGCUAAUGCACCUAGAACACCUGAACCGAUCAGCCGAUGCAGCAUAACGAACUGGUACACCAUUUCGGCUUCACAGGCACCUUCAACCAACAGUCAACCACGAAACUUUCCGGCUCCCAACAUUGCCUUGCACAGCUCGCAACACCUUCACACGUCCGAGCGAAAUGUCGACGAUAAUAACCCCGAUACGCCCACCCCCUCAAGUCGCGUCGUAAGUAGCAAGGGGGGUUUUACCAUCACACGAUUGCUGAACACGAUUGCUUGUAGGUCCAACAAGCGCAUGAGCUCAUUGAUCGGGGCCAAAGGUACUGAUCUCUUGCUACGUCCACGGGCAUUGUGUUCUUUCUUGUAUUGUUGUUUGGAGGACCCAGGCAGGGACCGUGUUUAG
Cantharellus anzutake is the source of this 1701-nucleotide messenger RNA. RefSeq lists its product as uncharacterized. The transcript has 3 exons. The record is from RefSeq and is a predicted model, not a curated record. Lineage: Eukaryota; Fungi; Basidiomycota; Agaricomycetes; Cantharellales; Hydnaceae. Bases 1 to 1701 code for a protein of 566 amino acids.